AACUACCACUCAACAAUAACAAACGGGAAGACAGUUCGUAGUUUUACGCUCGAGCGAUAAAUCAUAGAUAAGUAUAAUAUAAAUAAAUAUUACGUACCUGUUGUUAUAUAAAUACGGCUGACGACUUACGACUUACGAGUAAUCGCGGUUAUAUAAACUCGGUCGACUCGACUCGAUUCCGUCUCAUUAGCGAGCUCGAUUCACGCUGACCGACACUUCGGAGGACCCGCGACAGCAGACGACUCAUAUCGGACAUGGCUACCACCAGACUGGCGAUCGUGACGGGCGGCAACAAGGGCAUCGGGUACGCCAUCGUCAAGGACCUGUGCCGGCUGUUCGACGGCGACGUUUACCUGACGGCCCGGGACGUCGGCAGGGGCCAGGCGGCGGUGGAACGGCUGAACGAGCUGGGCCUGAAGCCCAAGUUCCAUCAGCUGGACGUGACCGACGCCGGUAGCGUGGCCGCUUUCGCCGCGUUCGUGGCCGACAACUACGCGGGCGUGGACGUGCUGGUCAACAACGCGGCGAUCGCCUUCAAGGCGGCCGCCACCGAGCCGUUCGGCGUGCAGGCCGAGGAGACGGUGCGCGUCAACUACUUCGCCCUGCGGUCCGUGUGCGACGCGCUGUUCCCGCUGCUCAGGGCCGGCGCGCGCGUGGUCAACUUGUCCAGCUCCGCGGGCCGCCUGUCCGUGAUCCCCGGCGAGGAGCUCAAGCGGAAGCUGUCGUCGCCCCAGCUGACCGUCGACGAGCUGGACGCGCUGGUCCGGCAGUUCGUGGACCGCGCCAAGGCCGGCGACCACGCGCAGUUCGGAUGGCCGUCCACCGCGUACGGCGUGUCCAAGGUGGCCGUCAGCGCGCUUACGUUCGUGCAGCAGAGGGCGUUCGACGCGGACCCCAGGGCCGACAUCGUCGUCAACAGCGUCCAUCCCGGGUACGUGGACACGGACAUGACCAGUCACAAGGGACCGCUGACCAUCGAACAGGGCGCCGAAGCUCGUUACCUGUCCCUGUUGCCGCCGGGCGAAAGCGACGUCAAGGGCCGUUACGUGUGGUGCGACAAGACCGUCAAGGACUGGUGCCAGUGUUGAGGCGCGUCGACGACGGCCGCUUUUAUGACGACGAUAUGCCCGGCCACGGGUGCUACUCGCCAUUUUUCACGUAUACAAAGUACUUAGAAUCAAACUACAAGUCUACACGCGUUUAUACUCUAUUCGUACACACAUUCCGUAUACUUAAUAUUGUGAAUUUUUUUACGAAAAUCAUAUGUUUAUUGUUAAAUAUUAUUCGAUUUGGCACUGCUCAAACUGUGUUACUUUUGUGCUGUUUUACAGAUGAUAUAUAUAUUUUAUCACAAUAUAAUAAUAUUUUUUUAAUCACAA
Molecule: messenger RNA, 1379 nt
Organism: Aphis gossypii (cotton aphid)
Lineage: Eukaryota; Metazoa; Arthropoda; Insecta; Hemiptera; Aphididae
Product: carbonyl reductase [NADPH] 1-like
Molecular function (GO): carbonyl reductase (NADPH) activity
Source: RefSeq, a predicted model, not a curated record